AUGCAGAUUCUAACACUAGAUUUACUGGCAGUCAUAAUCUCCCUGGUUGGGCUGGCAGGAAAUGGAAUUGUACUCCAGCUCCUGACCUUCCAGAUACAGAGGACUGCUUUCUAUGUCUACAUCCUCAACUUGGCCGCCUCUGAUUUUCUCUUCCUCACUGUCCAAUUUCUUUUCCACUUGGGGAGACUUAUUGGUGACUUGGAAUUGAUCGCCAUCUCCAUCCGCAGAAUUGCCAUCAUCACGAAGAACUUUGCCUAUAUCACUGGCCUGAGCAUUCUUAGUGUCAUCAGCACUGAGCGAUGCGUGUCAGUCUUGUGUCCCCUCUGGCACCGUUUCCACCGUCCACAACAUAUGUCUGCUGUCAUGUGUGCCCUGCUCUGGACCCUGUCCCUGCUGCUGACCAUAUUGCAUGAGAAUUACUGUCACAGCACAUUUGGAAAUUGCGAUAGAAAUUCGUGCAUGCAAAAUGAUAUCAUCAUUGCUGUGUGGUUAAUUCUCUCAUUUGUGCUUCUCUCUGGAUCCAGCUUAGCCUUGUUGAUCGGAUUGCUGUGCGGCUCCCAACAGAUAAAGCUGACCAGGCUGUAUAUGACCCUUGGGCUCACAGUUCUGGUCUUCCUCCUCUGUGGUUUGCCCUGGGGCAUCCACUGGUUUCUCUUAUUCUGGUUCCUAGAAGGGUCUCCUAUGCUCCCCAAUGACUUUAUUGAAGCUGCAAAAGUACUAACCUGUGUCAAUAGCUGUGCCAACCCCAUCAUUUAUUUCUUCGUUGGCUCUUACAGGAAGUGGCAUACACGUAGCAGGCAGGCCCUGAGGUUGGUUCUGCAGAGGGCUUUUGAAGAUAUUCCUGAGGUAGAAGGAAGUGAAGGCAGCGCUCCUCAAGGAAUCCUGGAGAUGUCCGGGAACAGUCAAAUAUCAUAA
This is a messenger RNA of Sorex fumeus (smoky shrew), 915 nucleotides long. Its product is annotated as mas-related G-protein coupled receptor member X2-like. Bases 1 to 915 code for a protein of 304 amino acids. Gene Ontology annotation, cellular component: membrane. NCBI's taxonomy places the organism in Eukaryota, Metazoa, Chordata, Mammalia, Eulipotyphla, Soricidae. The transcript has a single exon. Gene Ontology annotation, biological process: G protein-coupled receptor signaling pathway. The record is from RefSeq and is a predicted model, not a curated record. Gene Ontology annotation, molecular function: G protein-coupled receptor activity.